Molecule: messenger RNA, 1647 nt
Organism: Cololabis saira (Pacific saury)
Lineage: Eukaryota; Metazoa; Chordata; Actinopteri; Beloniformes; Belonidae
Gene: nsfl1c
Product: NSFL1 (p97) cofactor (p47)
Exons: 9
Coding region: 30-1151 (373 amino acids)
Biological process (GO): Golgi organization; proteasome-mediated ubiquitin-dependent protein catabolic process; autophagosome assembly
Cellular component (GO): cytosol; nucleus
Molecular function (GO): ubiquitin binding
Source: RefSeq, a predicted model, not a curated record
GGCGGACCGUCGCAGCAGCAGCACUGAACAUGGCGAGCCAGGAGGAGUCCGUGCGGGAGUUCGUGGCCGUCACCGACGUGGACGAGGAGCGGGCUCGGUUCUUCCUGGAGUCUGCGGGCUGGGACCUGCAGCUUGCACUGGCCAGCUUCUUCGAGGAUGGAGCCGACGACGACAUCGUCACUCUUCCUCAGCCGGAGGGCGGCUCCUCGGUGUCCCGCCCCGCCGGGCCCAGCUCUCAGCCCAGAGUCACGUCCUUCAGAGACCUGAUGCACGAGGCCGAGGAGGAGAGCGAUGAGGAGGAAGGUCAGAGGUUUUUCGCGGGCGGGUCGGAGCGCAGCGGGCAGCAGAUCGUGGGACCCCCCAAGAAGAAGAGCUCCAACGAGGUGGUGGAGGAUUUGUUCAAGGGAGCCAAGGAACACGGGGCCGUCCCCCUGGACCGGGGAGGGAAGGGCCCGGGGGAGUCCAGCAGAGCCAAGGCCUUCAUCGGAGGAGGCUACCGGCUAGGAGCCGCUCCGGAGGAGGAGUCUCCGUAUGUAGCAGGAGAGAGCCGCGCCUCCAACAGCCAACAGGAUGUCCACGUGGUGCUGAAGCUGUGGAAGACGGGCUUCAGUCUGGACAACGGAGAGCUGAGGAACUACAGCGACCCGGGGAACGCCAACUUCCUGGAGGCAAUCCGGAGAGGGGAGAUCCCCCUGGAGCUGAGGCAGCGGACCCGGGGCGGCCAGGUCAACCUGGACAUGGAGGACCACCGGGACGAGGACUACAGCAAACCCAAGGUGGCCUUCAAGGCCUUCGGGGGGGAGGGCCAGAAGCUGGGCAGCGCCACCCCGGAGCUGGUCCCCCCCUCCUCCUCCCAGCAGGACCAGCAGGUGAACGAGGCCCAGGCCAGCGCCGCCGUGAGCCUUGACCCCAACCAGCCCACCACCAACAUCCAGAUCAGACUGGCAGACGGGGGGAGACUGGUGCAUAAGUUCAACCACACCCACAGGGUGUCGGACCUGCGGAGUUUCUUGGCGGCGGCCCGGCCCGCCAUGGCGGCCCGGGAGUUUGUUCUGAUGACCACGUUCCCCAACCGCGAGCUGGAGGACGAGAGCCAGACGCUGGCGCAAGCUAACCUGCUGAACGCCGUCAUCGUGCAGCGGCUAAAGUGAGGCUAGCGCCGCCGCGGCUACGCGCCCGGCGCCGCCCGGCUCCUCCCUCCCUCCCCGACCGCGGCCCGUCGCCCCGGAAACCCGGGAAACCCGCCGGCCCCCGAGGGAGAACCACAGACUUGCACACGGACUUCUGAUUUCUCAUCUUUUGUUUCUGUUUGUUUUCUAAAAUGAAAUGCCUGACCAUAAGCCCCGCCCCCUGACAAGCCCCGCCCCUCCCGAACAUAAGCACCGCCCUCCAUGACCAAAAGCCCCGCCCCUCCCGACCAUAAGCCCCGCCCCCGGUUCUUAGAAUCCAGAAUCUGAACAUUAGAAUCUAAACAUUAAAAUCUGAACAUCAGAAUCUGAAUCUGAACAUUAAAAUCUAAACAUUAAAAUCUGAACAUCAGAAUCUGAACAUCAGAAUCAGAAUCUGAACAUUAAAAUCUAAACAUUAAAAUCUGAACAUCAGACUCUGAACAUUAGAAUCUGAACAUUAGAAUCUGAACAUCAGAAU